Eruca vesicaria subsp. sativa (arugula) is the source of this 3184-nucleotide messenger RNA. Lineage: Eukaryota; Viridiplantae; Streptophyta; Magnoliopsida; Brassicales; Brassicaceae. The record is from the annotation of a GenBank genome assembly.
AGGUAAACGAUGAGAACAAGCACAGCUAUUGACUAAAACAUUUCUUCUGAUCUUUAAUCUUUGUUUCGAUGUAUGUUUGUGAAGCAAGUCUACAUUCCAUUACUAUUUUUUAGUGGAGUAGACUACAUUGAUGCACCAACACCUUAUAUGAUGGGUCUCCACUCUGAUGUUGAUACAUCAAAUCUUGCUAUGGAUGGCGUUGUAGUGGUGGAUCUUGAAUUUAACCAAAUCACUACUUCUGAGGAGAUACCUCCGAUACCAGAGCCUGAGUUCAGCGCUCUGAGAAACGAUAUAUUGAAACUACUGCAACCUAAUGUUGUAGGGAUCGAUCACUUGAGGGGCUUUGGUAAUUCUGUUGAACAUGGCCCUAAAAGCCUCAGCAAACCUUGGGGAGAGGAUCAUGACCUUCAACUCAGGGUUAUAUUCUUAAAGUUUUUUGCAUCUAUCUUGGGUGGCUACCGUAAUUUCAUAGAAAACAAAGUUUUUAGCACUGAUGCGUUCCUGAAGAGACGGUCUCGAUCCACCAAUCAGCCACCGGAGCCUAUGCUGGUUCAAUUCUUGGGCUCUUUUGCAUUCCUCGAUUACAUUGAAAGGCGUCUAGAUUCUGAUGAGAACAGUACUAAUCUCCUCGAGAAGUUACAAGACGCUGUUGGAAGGGGUCAAGAUGCGAUGUCAAUUCUGCCUAAAUUUUCUAUGGAGCCUGAGAUAAUCACAAUAGCUGAUCCGGAAGUUGAAGAACCAGCCACCAGGUAUACCUAUGACAGGUUUCCUGCGAGUGUUAGAUCAGAGGAACAAGAAGAAAAGCGAAAGCAGAUCCUCGCAGUAGCAAGCGGAGCUCUUGAAUCCAACGGAAGGCAUUCUCCAAGCUCACUGCUAGGGAAGAACAAUAAGGAAGACAGUUUUAGUUCAAGGGAGAGGGCUGCAGAGAGAGAUCGGAUGGUCUUGGAUAUAAAAGUCAAGUUGCAGGGAUUAUGGCUCCGUCUUGUGAAACUAGGUUCAGAUGAAGAUCCUCUCUCUUCAUUUGAAUACGGCACGAUAUUGGCUCUCAUCGAAUCUGAUGCUGAGGGGAUUGGUGGGAGUGGCUUUAUCGAAUGUAUAAGAGAGCAUCUGAAAAAUUCGGACUGGGAUGGUGGGUUGACUGUGGAGCAGUUCAUUGCGGUCAAAGAAUUGCUCAAAAUGGCUGUCAGCCGUGCUGCUUCAAGGAACGAUUUAUCGACAGUUCAGUAUGCACUUGAAGUUUCUGCGGAAAUGUUUAAGAGGGAUGCCAAUAAUGUCUCAGACUAUGUUCAGCGUCAUCUCAUCUCCAUUCCGAUCUGGGAGGAAUUGAGAUUCUGGGAAGGUUACUUCGAAUAUCUCAUGGAGCAGCCUGCAAACGACGCAGUGAACUACGCUACUUUGGUCACGGCCAGACUUAUCAUCGUGGCAUCACAUAUGGCUGGCUUGGGACUUCCUGAUACAGAGGCUUGGAACAUGAUAGAGACAAUAGCAGAGAAGCAAAAACUUGGAUACAAACUAUUGAUUAAACUCAGAGGGUUCUUGUCGCAUGUUCAGCAACUUCGUGUAGGCUAUUGGGGCGCCUCUUCAUUUAAGCAACAGUCUAUAUCUUCUGGGUUGCCAUCACCACGUCCAAAAGCAGAUGCCUCUGAUGAAACCCAGCAACCUUCAGAAGCUUCUGGAAGGAGUUGGGUUCAGAGUAUGUUUAGCAGAGAUACAGCAUCAAGAGCUAACUCGUUCAGUCGUGUUCGUAAGUGGGUUUCUGAUAAUGCUUCUUCAGACAUAAGUGCUGCUGCACAGAAGAAAAUUCAAACCAAUGUACGUGUUCUGAAGGGUCACAGCGGUGCUGUCACUGCCUUGCACUGUGUGACAAGAAGGGAAGUCUAUGAUCUUGUGGGCGAUCGCGAGGAUGCUGGGUUCUUUAUCAGUGGCAGUACAGACUGUCAGGUUAAAAUCUGGGAUCCAAGUCUGCGGGGUUCUGAAUAUCGGGAGACUCUGAAAGGACAUACUGGAACCGUUCGUGCUAUAAGCUCUGACAGAGCAAAGAUAGUUUCUGGAUCAGAUGAUCAAUCUGUUAUCGUAUGGGACAAACAAACACUUCAGCUUCUAGAAGAACUGAAAGGCCACGAUGCUCAGGUUAGUUGUGUCAAGAUGAUUUCAGGUGAACGUGUUCUCACUGCUGCACAUGAUGGAACAGUUAAGAUGUGGGAUGUCCGAACCGAUAUGUGCGUCUCAACUGUUGGCCGAUGCUCUAGUGCUAUUCUGUCGAUUGAAUAUGACGACUCCACAGGAAUCUUGGCUGCUGCUGGAAGAGAUACGAUCGCAAACAUAUGGGAUCUUCGUUCAGGAAGACAGAUGCAUAAACUGAAAGGGCAUACAAAAUGGAUACGAUCAAUUCGAAUGGUGGAAGAUACCUUGAUAACUGGGAGCGAUGACUGGACAGCAAGAGUUUGGUCUAUCUCCAGAGGAUCAUGCGACGCUGUUUUAGCAUGCCAUGCUGGACCAGUACAAUCUGUUGAAUACUCCACACUCGAUAGAGGAAUAAUCACAGGUUCCGCUGAUGGGUUGCUUCGUUUUUGGGAAAAUGAUGACGAUGGCAUUAAAUGCGUGAAGAAUAUAACGCUGCAUAACUCUUCUAUACUAUCAAUCAACGCUGGUGAACAUUGGUUAGGCAUUGGAGCAGCAGAUAACUCAAUGUCUCUUUUCCAUCGUCCUUCUAACGCCGGAACCAAAGUUUCAGGCUGGCAACUUUAUAGAGUACCCCAAAAAACAGCCGCCGUGGUGAGAUGUGUUGCGUCUGAUCUGGAGAGGAAACGGAUAUGUAGCGGUGGCCGGAAUGGACUUCUCCGGCUGUGGGAUGCAACCAUAAACAUCUGACUUGCCUUCCACAUCUAUUGUUAUUCCUCUGUAUCUCUUAACUUUUUUGUUGUCGUUGUUUCCUUAUCUGUUUACGUUUCUGUGCCCUUUUGAAUAAUUUUCCGCUCUCUUUUACACUGGGUGUUUUUCAUUUAUGAUUUUCAUCUUAGUGUGCAUUUUUUACUUUUUGCUUUUUUAUGCCAUUUAAAGAAACAUUUGAUUUUUUUUCUUUUACUUUUUUCUUGGUGUAAUCUUUUUAUGUUUAAUUACUUAUAAAUAUGUUUUACCAGUGAUUCUUAUUUCGAUUGGUUUAUCAAUAAACUAGCGUUUUGAA